This is a messenger RNA of Notolabrus celidotus (New Zealand spotty), 2390 nucleotides long. It is a transcript of the gene lrrc31, whose product is annotated as leucine rich repeat containing 31. The coding region runs from base 319 to 2094 and encodes 591 amino acids. The record is from RefSeq and is a predicted model, not a curated record. Gene Ontology annotation, molecular function: protein binding. NCBI's taxonomy places the organism in Eukaryota, Metazoa, Chordata, Actinopteri, Labriformes, Labridae. The transcript has 10 exons.
UAGUUUCUGAGGAGUGGAGUGAAGCUAACGUUUACCUAAGGUGUUGCUGCUCCACUUCCGGGAUGAUCCAUCUGACGAGCACGAGACAGGACGUCAUUGACGUGCAGUAACUCGGACAGGAGAGAAGUUACCUGAGUUAGAUCUGAAGUAGAGAUCUCUGAAGCUGCAGGAGAUCUGAUUUCAUUUAGAGGAUUAAUGUUCGGACAGAUAAAAACAAACGGACCCUGAACGCAUCACAGCGUCGGUUUCCUUUUUAAAUCUUCUAAAUCACAGAAUCAGAGUCUGAUCUUCUUCUGGAUCAGAUUUUCAGACCUGAUCAUGGAGUCUGCAGAUGGUCAGCGGGGGCGGGAUGGCGGCAGCCUAAGGCGCUCCCCCCUCGACGUCCUCAUGAGUCAGAUCCGGAGGAAACGCUCGGCCGCCGACAGAAAGCCUCUAGGACGCUUCCUGUCCUGGUCCUCAGACCGGACCGGGAUCUCUGAGGAUGCAGAGACGGAGGGAAGAGAAGAGAGAGGACAGAGCUCAGGUGUCUCUGAGGGGACGGACAGCGGGCGGGACGUCGGCUGGGGGCGAGUGUGUGUCUUCCUGCAGAGGUUGGGGAAGAAGGCGGACAGCAGGAAUCUCAGCCUGGCUCACUGCGACCUCACCGCUACAGACCUGCUGGAGCUAGGGACGUUGCUGCAGUUCCUCCCUCAGCUGGAGGAGCUGGACGUCUCCUGGAACGAGCUGAUGGGUGGAUGUCUGAGAGCGCUGACCUCUCACCUCCAGCAUGUGGGCGGAGUCAGAGCACUGCGGCUCUGCAGCUGCAGGCUGACAGCUGAUGACAUCACAGCUCUGGGUGAAGCUCUCGGCUCCACGCCUCUCCUGGAGAUCCUGGAUUUGUCCUGGAACAGCGGGGUCGGAGGCGGCGCUUUGCGAGGCCUGUUGGGAAACCUUCAACCGUCUGUGAGGGAGCUUCACCUGGUGGCCUGCCAGCUCACUGCAGCUGAUGCUGCCGCUCUGGGAGGACUGGUGUCUGCUCUCCCCUCCCUCGGCGUGUUGGACGUCUCCUGUAACCCUCAGCUCUCACAGGACGGUGAUGACGGCGGCGGCGGCUUCGUGGAGCUGGCUUCUUCAUUAUCUCACGCUAACUCCCUCACGACGCUGCGGCUGCAGGCCUGUGGUCUGACGGAGGACGGCCUGGAUGCUCUCAGUAGGAGUCUUUCAGUUUUCAGUCAGUGUGGUUCGCUCCACUGCCUCCCCUCUCUGCGAGAGUUGGACCUGUCCUGCAACAGAAGUAUUUCUGGAGCGCUGCACCGCCUCACCCUCCACCUGGCUCACCUCACACACCUGGAGAGCCUCGACCUGCACCUCUGCUGUCUCACACACACCGACCUGGAAGCUCUGACUCAGGUGCUCCCGUCUCUGACAGCUCUGACCGAGCUUGAUAUCUCGUCCAAUAAGGAGGCAGGGGGCGUGGUCCACUCGCUAGUCUCCGCCCUCCCGCUUACGAAGAUGAGGCGUCUGCCGCUCAACGGCUGCAGCCUGAAUGAGGAGUCCUUCACUGCCUUUGCUGUGGCCGUGCCGUACCUGCACAGUGUGGAUGUUUCCUGGAGUAAAGUCGUCGGCGGUCGUUUGGCGCUCCUCCUGGACGCUCUGCAGCCGUCAGUCAUCCUGGAGCUUCGCCUCAGCAGCUGUGAGCUCACCUCAGAGGACCUCUGUCACCUCGCUGCAGCGUGCAGACGCGGCUGUCUGUCCUCUCUGCGGGUGUUGGAUCUGUCCUAUAAUGGCUCAGCAGGUGAUGAAGGCUGGUCCGCCCUGUUCGCAGCAGGAGGCCUGGGCUCCCUGGAGGAAAUGGACCUCAGCCUGCGACCUCUGACCUCUGCUCCGUGCUCGGCCUGGCUGCCAACGCUGCUCUGUGCCGUGCCUCGCCUCCCUGCGCUGACCCGCCUGGCGCUGCAGCGGUGGACGAUGAGCUCUCAGGAGAGGCAGCAGCUGAGCCACAGCCUGAGGAAGAGGAGCGUCCUGCUGGAGUGGGACCCUGCAAGCGGUGAUGUGAUGUCAUCGUUUAAAGGGACCAAUCAGGAGAGUCCAGAGGGGAGUCAGCCUGAGGAGUAAAGGCUACAUCCUGAAUAUCUAGGGAUGGGACAAAAUAUUGAUACAGCAAUAUAAUCAUCACCCUGACUCGUGAGAUCCAAUCAUCAAUCACGUCACUACUUCUUGCCUCCUCACGGUGGCGCUAAUAUAAAUAAUCCUGCACUUUAUCUUCUGUGAUUGCCUUUAAAUUAAUCAAAUGUUGUUGGGUUGCUCUCUAGUGAUGUUGUUGUUGUUAUUGCGGGCCGAAACAAAACAGGCAGAAACCUCGAGCAGGACCAGACUCAUGAGAGACAGCCAUCUGCCUCGACAGAGUUGGU